UUUCUGCUUCAUUGCUUGGUUUGCUUUGUUGCAUUCUUGGUGUGAAUGACAGCAAGCAAGAGAAAGAAAUCCAAGGCAAAGGAAGUGAAAUGAAGUGAGCUGCAUUGUGAAAGUUUUGAACACAUUUUGUAUAACCCGGCCUGUGCGCGUUCCAUCUGAUCCAGUAUAGUGAGGUAGCUGUUGAUAGGAAGAUGGCAGGGACAUCGUCCACAUUCGGAGGCGCCUUUGCCCAGCAGCAGAUGGCGACCUUUCCCUCCCCAACCCAGCCCAGGCACCAAACUGCUCAGCCCGGGAACAUGAGUAAGCAGACGUCGACCACAAGCGGUAGCAAUAACUUUGCAUCUACGAACGGUGCAACUAGUGGACUAUCAUUCCCAUCUAUGGACUUGUCAGGGAAGUUGAUAAUCAAAAUCAGGAUCGAAGGUGAUGAUGAUGUUAGACGAAUUCCGAUUCACAACGAGGACAUCACUUACGAUGAGUUGUUGCUCAUGAUGCAGCGAGUAUUUGUUGGCAAAGUUACCAGCUCUGACGAUGUUGUCGUCAAAUAUCGAGACGAUGAUGGUGACUUCAUCACAAUGGCUGACAAUUCUGACCUCACCAUCGCUAAACAGUGCAGUCGGAUUCUGCAUUUGAAGAUUUACAUUCGUGGAAAGAUGUUCCCGCAUAUUUCAGGCUGCUCCUGUGACGUGAAUGAUGUACGGCAGCAGCUCAUCAAGAUCAGAGAUCAUGUCAACUAUCUACUUGACCUGGUUGUCCCUGAUGCAAGCAAACACGAGAGUGGGCCAGCUAUCGAGCAGCCAGCACCUAUUGAUACCACUGGACAAGAUCCGAGUCGCCCUGUGGAUCAGGCUGGUUUGUCUGUUGCUCAGACUCUUUUUGAUCCUCUCAAGCAACAACAACAGCAGCAACAGCAGCCACCGCAAGCACAACAGCCACCACAGCAAAGCCCAGCUGCUUCUAACCACAGUGGCGCAGUAAUGCAAGCAGUGCAAGCAGCACCAGUCGCCACUCCUGUAUCGUCCGCCACGGAACCCGUCGGAACGGCAUCAGCCAUUGCCGACUCGUUUGGCCUUUCUGCGGACGAGAUGGCGCCUCCCCCGGAGCAGCCCAAUGCCCCUCCGUCAGAUGCUAUGACUACAGGCACGUACCCACCAAGUCAGCAGCAGCAGCAGCCCAGUUCUCAAGCUCCGCCACAGCCACAGCAAACUGGCCAGCAGCAACAACAGCAGCAAAUGCCCCCGACCAGUUCUGGGUAUCCUGGAUCGUCGACUGCGGCAUACCCAGCAAGUGGAGCAGCGCCUCCGAGCACAAGUGCUUCUGCCCCACCACCUACUGGCUACCCUGCAGCAAGUUUCUCUGGCAAUGCUGCUACAACGUCACCAGCUGCCAGCUACUACAACCAGCCAGGCAGCCAAGGGCCGCCACAAGCAACCCAACCGCCAAGUAACCCCUACGGUGGUGGCUAUGGUGCCCAGCAGGCUCGCUAUCCCUAUCAGCAGCAGCAGCAGCAACCCCAACAGCAAGCGCAGCAGCCCGCUCAGCAAGCAUCUGCGCCACCAAACUUCCCUACACCAUACGGUGGUGCUACGUCUGCACCACCAGCAGCAGCAGCACCACCACCAGCGGGUGGUGCUGGCAAUCCCUACGCUCGCCAGGCGCCAGCCACCACCGGCGGUUAUAGUGGCUAUGGUGGCUACAGUGGCAUGCCUUCUCCUUACAAUGGAUAGAGCACUGGCUGUGUUGUGGUGCACAAACACUGCAGCUUCAUCCUGUUAUAGUGCAUGCAUCCCCGGCUUGUUGAUGCGAGAUGGCCUAUAUAACCUAAUUUAAAGUAGCGACUUCCUGGUGUCUGCAAGCUACUUGCUCACACAAUCAUGUGUGCCGGCUGAAAUUAAUAUUUGUUUGUUUACCAGGCGCAUUUGUGAAUAUUCUUGUAGCUAUGCAUGCUGCUGCCACACAGUGUGACUCGGCACCCACCGGUGACCCCUAUUUUCACGAAGCCUAUUCCUAAACCUUUUUUUAUGGCUCUGAGUUUGGUUUGUAUUCUUGUAUACUUUGUUAUCUCCGGCUUGUUGUGAAUGAUGACGGCAAGCAGGCUUGUACUAACUUAGUAGCUUGGAUGCCAAUAUUCUUUCUGUAUGUCAUGCCUGCAUUCUGCUUACUGAUAGAGUCUUUGUCCGCAGCAUUUUUUGAACUGCGCGUCCCAUCCACUCCCCGUCACCAACCUGGUUAUAGAGUCUUGCUGCUAACCAUCCGUAGCCCUCUCUCUCUCUCCUUCCUGUAGUAUUGUGCAUUUUAUUUAAAAAAUACGGUUUGAGCAGUACAGUGUCUGUGCCAGUAUGCUUUCUCCUUCAAUUCGCUCGCUGCCAUCAAGAGUACAUAAUCCCCCCCCCCCCUUCCCAUAGUCGAGUUGCACACUCUUGGGGGUUAGGACUGCUCUUGCUGCCAUGGACAGCCAAUGCUUUGAGGUAUGUGCUGGUACUACAUUGUAGUACUUCAAAGAUGAAGUGCAUGUUUUUUCUUCUUCAA
This is a messenger RNA of Sycon ciliatum, 2529 nucleotides long. Its product is annotated as protein TFG-like. NCBI's taxonomy places the organism in Eukaryota, Metazoa, Porifera, Calcarea, Leucosolenida, Sycettidae. The transcript is spliced from 5 exons. Gene Ontology annotation, cellular component: endoplasmic reticulum exit site. The record is from RefSeq and is a predicted model, not a curated record. The coding region runs from base 192 to 1727 and encodes 511 amino acids. Gene Ontology annotation, molecular function: identical protein binding. Gene Ontology annotation, biological process: COPII vesicle coat assembly; endoplasmic reticulum to Golgi vesicle-mediated transport.